This is a messenger RNA of Oncorhynchus gorbuscha (pink salmon), 5745 nucleotides long. RefSeq lists its product as uncharacterized. Bases 341 to 4495 code for a protein of 1384 amino acids. The record is from RefSeq and is a predicted model, not a curated record. The transcript has a single exon. Lineage: Eukaryota; Metazoa; Chordata; Actinopteri; Salmoniformes; Salmonidae.
CCAUUAUAGUAGGCCUAGCUUAAUGCGUUAAUUUUGUUCACGCCUGUAAAAGCGCACACCGGUUCGUAAAUAGCUCGUCAUUUUUAGAUGCUUUGCUUACAAUGGCUAUGAGUUAGAAUAUCUGGAGUACCGGCGUGUCCAAUGGCCUCCGAAGUGACAGUCCCGAGCGCAGCUGUCGGCCAGAGGCUAGCGCACAGCAAUACCUCCACUAGGAGCCUGUGGUUGGUUCUCUGGACAUCAGGGGGUGAAAUAGGAAAUCCUGGGGACUUCUACCUCUAUUGUUUAUUUUCUAUCCCAUGCCAAAUGUAAAAUUGCCAGCAUACAAGGUGUGCGUAACGCAAUGGAAACAAUGGACGCGUCCGAGAAGAAUCGAACUCACCCAAAGGACACCGAUGUGUUAAAAAAAAAGCGUAUACCCAUUAGCAAGGAUACCACUGGGACUCAAGAUGAAUCGAAGUACGUUGAAUUGAACGAUUUACUUGAUUUGGAUACAGACCGCACGAAAACUGUCAACGUUUCUGUCACCAGUGAAGGAAGCCAAAUGGCGAUUGACGCGGGCAACUGGGAGUCGAGCGCAGAAGAAGAAACUGCUGGAUACGGAGACAUGGCGAGUAAGAUGACUGAUCAUAUCAACAGUGACACAUUUAAGGAGGAUAUUGUCGCAAAGAAGUGUGCCAUGGGCUAUCUAUCCGGGUUUCUUGGAACUGCCUGCUGCUCCAAGGUUACUAUUCUGAAUGAAAACAUUAUGGCCAGCACCGAAUCACAACGAGACGUUGGUAAUGGAGCGCACACCCGAGAUUUUACCCCAAAAGAGGACGCAGAAAAUACACCUGUUGAUGAACAAAAUGACAUUGAAGAUUUACAAUACACUGACACGUUAAGCGAGCAAAGUGAAUCGGGUGAUGACGUAAGCUUGCUGUCCGGUGAUUGUGAUGAUUGCGCGCCUUGCAGUAGGAAGGAUGAGUCUCAUUACAUAACCUCGCACGAGAUCCAGCUCUCCGAGCUUUCAGAUCACGAUGUCGACUGUGAUAUCGAGCAGGGUUGGGAUGAUAACCAGGUCUACUCUUUUGUCGAUUAUGCUGCUUUUGACGGUGAUGGAACGACGGCAGGGAGAGAGGAGAGGGUGAAAAGCAAUCAGGGUCUGGCUAAUAGAGGACCAGCAGUCAGCACUAAGAUGGAAAGUGAUCUCGGUGACGGUGACAAGUGCAACAUCUCAGAGAAAGGUCUGUCAAAGAACCAAAAGAAUGUUGCAGGGCAGAUCCUGUCAACCAAAACGACGUCCCGAGUUAUAAAUAAGCCUAGCAACGUCCAAGAAAAUCAAAAUAAUCUUCAUUGUGCCAAGCACGCCGCAGACAUGAGUCGCUAUGUUUUUAGAGUAACUGGGGAUGCAAAUACGGAGAAAUUCUGUGAUAGUGCUAAGUGUUGUAUUGCCUCCCCCGGACGCUUGCACUUUGGUGGCAAAUUAAAAGGGAAAGAUGUUAACGACUAUUCGAGCGGAGCAUCCAGCGCCUUCAGUGAUCUUGACGACGCCGAUAAGGAAGUGCGCAACUUGACUGCCAGAGCGUUCCAGAGUUUAGCAUACCCUUAUUUCGAUGCCAUCAAUUUCAGCACCUCCAGCGAGUCCUCCACCUCCGAGCUGGGGGUGAACAGGUGGUCAACUUUUGUUGACCUUAAAUAUGACAACAUGAACAUGUAUCAGAGACAGGGACCGAAUAAAAGGUUUAAUAAACGUUCUACGUCAUCCUCUGAAAUUGCUAAGGUUAAAGACAAUAAAGGUUAUAAGGGUUUGGUAUUGGCUAAUACUAAACCGCACACGAACAAGCUCUUUGCAUUGAAUGGUGCCCUUUCUGGUCACUAUAACCCAUCUUCCGCAGGAAAGAAAUGUGAGUUUACUGGGGAAUUUGGGCAGGGGCACAGUGGGAUUAUUACGAUCACAGAAACAUUAAAUGUUUGUUGUAAUGUCACAUCCGGGAUGUCUGGGAGUGAAAGGCGCUCAAAAUGUGCAAAAAACGCAACAGGAUCACGUUCCACAGAUGAAGUUACCAACGCAUUGCCAAGCGGCCAGGGGAAUGAGAACAGGAAGCAGCCAUGUAAUGCAGGGGAAACCAUGGAAGACACACACAAGAAAGCAACAUUAGCCUCGAGCCUUCUUAAAAAUGUAAUUUCUAAGAAAAUGCAGUUUGAGCAGGAGCGUAAAAUGGAGAGGGGGGAGAUAAGCGAGCCCUAUCACGCGCCAUCUCCCUUUCUCAAACAAGAGCCCGAAAUUACGCACAGGGAGAGGGAUAGGACUACACCAAAGGAGCCUAAGGAUUUUCAAAGGCAGAACUCGAUAUACUCAGAGGCGAGUUCUGACCUAACUAUUGUUUGUGUGGAUGAAUUAGGGGAUUUAGUGGACACCAGCUCAUGCGAUGCCAAAGACGACUGUCGGAGACAAGACAGUUUAAUUAUUGCAUCAGAAACUAAUUUAGAGUCGACAAAUGAAGUAGGAAUCGAUACUAAUAUAGGAGCAUUCGAAGCGUCCAAAAGCACGCUGCUUCGAAGUCAAAAUAGCGCAUUCAGAUCCUGGAGGGACGGUGAGCUAGAGUUUCAAAAGGAACAUAAAAACGAUAAAACUCCAGAGGAGAAACCGUCUUCGUCCACCGACAACCAGGGGGAAACGGACUUGUACACCGAUCCAGGCAACAGUAAACUUACCAAAAUGACACAUUUGCUUGUGCCAAAUAUCCAACUACUACUAUCCAAUGAGAUAGAAGUUUCAAAACCCCUGCCGACUAUGAAUAAUUUAACCCGCGCGCCCACGGAUCAAGGAGAGGAAGGUGUGAAGUUGCGCACCAACAACGUCGCGGAUCCUAGAAGUAUUGUAACAUCUACAUCCCCGGAAAUUAAAAUCAGUUUACGGAGUGUAAAAGAAAACAAAGGCGACCCUUUCAACGUUGAAAAGCUGGUUGCUCCCAAUAUAGACUGUAACUCAGUCAAACUGAUAAAACCAGGAGACGAGUCCAGGUGCCAAGCGCUCGCUACGGCAUUGAAGGGUGAGUCUUCCGAAAAAAUGCCAUACUUCAUGGUCAGAGACAUACGAGACCACAGGGCUAAGCUGCAAACACCUAUACACAAAGUUAGAGAUGUGCGUAAAUUGGUUAAAAGUUCUUAUCACUUUGUGUCUUUGGAUAAUAACGUUACCGCCGGCGACUUUCACUCAGAUCAGAAAGUUUCCAAAAAGGGAUCUUAUAGAAACCCUUCGUCGCUUCCCCCCAUCAAAAUAAAGUAUCAGUCUGUGAAUACCAAUAGCAAUGUGAAUGGGAAGCAAUCUGUAAAUCAAACAGAGAAUUCUACAUUUAAACUCAAGGAGGAUUCAUUUGAAGUGUUCAGGUCAUCACCCCAGCAAGAGGCGGCCAAAAGCGGCAUCCGACGAUCGUCAGGGAGUGUGCCAUUAGGCAAAACAAAACAACUGAAAGGUGAUUCGUCCGAAUGCCCCAUUGGACUUCUAAUUGAAACCAGCACAGCUUCUAUAAGACAUGAGAAAACACUGGACAUCGGUGACAAGACAAAACCUGAGUCUAAAUUGUCCAACCUGGCUGCAUUCGAGAAAUUACAGGAUGCAGUCAAAACCAUGGAGCAGUUGUAUGUUUUUGAUAGAAAUGAGUGGAAGAGGAAAUCCAAGCCACCCUCUAUAUUAUCAGCCAGUCAUGCGCUCUCUCUCAUAUCCAGCAAGGAGGAUGGGACAGAGAAGGAGGGAGUGAAUGUGGUCAAUGAGGGGGCAAGGGAGAGUUUGAGAGAGAGGGAAAGGGCCAACAGUAUGGAGGCAGACAGGCCCGUCCAGUUCAGCAGAGCCUCUGCCGAGCCCGAAAACUGCCUCACUACCCCCGUCAAGUCUCACGACACCAGCGCCAAGCAAGCCGGUGGCUAUGAGAAUACAGCCAUUUAUACCGUCGCCACCACGGGCGUCAAGCCCCAGACCCAGACGGCCAGCCCACCUGGUCAUGGUGGCGCCCGGAAGCAGGAAGAGACCCGACAGUCUCCACAGAGACACUCCACCAUCGUCAUGGAUACGAGAGCCCAGGACACGUUAACCGCCAUGAUCUACCACAUGCCCAUGGCUCAAAGCAUGGCGUCUGCCCAACUUCAGAUGCACUGCUUCUCCCCGGCCAUGGCCCCACAUGCCGUGCCCCACACUCAGAGAAGGAUGCUCUUUGACCCCAGCACAGGGAACUACUACCUGGUGGACACCCCUGUCCAGCCGGCCACCUGCCGUCUCUUCGACCCCGAGACGGGACAGUACGUAGAAGUGCCCAUCUCCCAGCAGCCCAUGUCACCCAUGCCCAUGCCCCAAAUGCCGCCUGUGCCCAUUUUAAUGCCCGUCUCGCCCUUAGCCCUGAGUCCCAGAUCCUACGGCCCCACCUACACGAUCUACCCAGGUUUCAUGCCCGCCAUUCCCCCCCUGAUCCCCACAAGGAUGUGCCUUAGACCGCUGCACCACUCAGGAGGCCCGCUAUAAUUUUUCUAUUGAAAAUGAAUGAGCCAUUGUCUUGAAUACAAAUUGUGCAAUAUCUGGUUUGGUUUGCUAUACAGUACUUAUACUGAAAUGAGUAUGUUGUUGCCUGUUUAUUCUGAGUAUGUUUAUUACUGAAAUGUCAUUAAGUGUUGAGAAUUUUGCCCUGUCACAUUUAAGUGCUCUUAAUAUACAGUAGGUAAGAGGUGAAUGUUUAGACAUUUCAUAAGAACACAAGGUAUACAGUGACAAAAGUAUUAUCCAUUUUUAUUGUUUUUAUAGUAACAGGGACAGAGCAAUCUCACAUUUAUGAACUGAAGUGUGUUUUGGAAAUAUUUUCUAUCAAGACCCCUAUACAGUAUAUGCAAACAUAUUACUGUUCUAUAUUGAUGUGUAUAGCAAACCACAUGCUUUUGGAACUGCUGGCCAGUCCAUCUGUCUCCCUUUAUGAGUAUGUUUUGGGAUUGCUAUUUGAUAUUUCUUAUGCAGGAUAACCCACUGACACAAUUUAGGGCUCUAUUCAAUCCGUAUCGCGGAAGUUCAGCGUUACAGCGUGAUUUAAAUUGAAAGACAAUGUUCCCACAUUAGAGAGAGACUGCAUUCAAUGUCGGCUCAAUCAGAAAUUACCUUUACGUUUCUAUCGCGCAAUCUGUAACGCUUCAGAAAUCCAGAUUGAAUAGAGCUCUUACUUUUAUAAUUUUACUUGUCUUCGUAAAUUAAACAUUGCUCUGUGAAAAAAAAAAUACAAUUGAUUUGCAGCAGUGGAAUGUUUCAGGGUUGUCUAGGGCUGGAUGUUUUGUAACCCAGUACAUCUUUAUAGGUUUUGUUGGAUAAAAAAAGGUGUCACAAUCUUUUGGAGGUGCCAUUGUGAAGGGAAGUGUGUGUGCUAACAAUUGGACAAAAGGACUAGAGAAUGUUGAGGGUAUGCACAAAGUCUAAAAAAUAAUAGUUGAAAGAAAGAAGAAAAAAAUAACAUUUGUGUCUUUUAAAUAUGGAGAUCUCCUUCCACCUGACCUUAUGGACGUAGAACAUGAGGGAAAAAUAAAAGAUUCAGAUUAUUUUUUUGUGAAGUAGCAAAGGAAUAUAAUUGGCCUCUACUGGCCACAGGAAAUGUAGAUAACCAGUGUCAGUUAAAGAAAGCAAACACAGCACAGAAUACUUUAUGGCGUAAAAUAUGUUGCUACUGCGAAUGAAUGUGUUUUUGCAAGCAAAUAUACAUUUUGAGAGUUGUUCAAUAAAUUUGAAAUAGUUUUCCA